CUUCUUCUCAUUUGUUUAUUUGGAUUUCCGAUCUUCUAUCUAAUCAUGAGGGGGGUUGCGAAGCAUGAACGUCGAUGGGGUUCAGACAACCUCACCGGGAAUACGUUCAGUGACGCAUCUUCGCCGGCCACGGAGGAGUACGUUGAGGUGACACUUGAUUUCAAGGAUGAUGACACCAUCAUCCUCCGCAGCGUUGAACCUGCCGGCGCUUUUGAUAUCGAGUCCGACACCACAAAAAGUGGAUAUCUGACACCGGCAUCGGUGUCUAGGUCGCCGACGUUGAUACGAAGUACGUCGAAUCGGAUACUUCAGUUCUCACAGGAGUUGAAGGCGGAGGCGGUGGCGAAGGCGAAGCAGAUCUCUCGGAGGUUCUCCUGGGGUCAUGGAAAAGCUUUUUCUUCGUCUCAGAAUGGAGCAGGUUCUGGAUUCGAUUUAGCUCUCGCAGCUCGAGCUCUACGUCGACAGAGAGCUGAACUCGAUCGGACUAAAUCUGGAGCUCAGAAAGCUCUUCGAGGACUUCGAUUCAUUAGUAAUCGUAAAGGCGUCGAUGGAUGGAGCCAAGUCGAAAACAAUUUCGAAAAGUUCGCCAAAGACGGUUUCCUUCAACGCUCAGAUUUUGCUCAAUGCAUAGGAAUGAAGGAUUCUAAAGAAUUUGCGCUCGAGAUGUUCGAUGCUCUGAACCGGAGGAGAAGGUUGAAGCUCGAUAAGAUCAAUAAAGAGGAACUGUAUGAGUUUUGGUCACAAAUCACAGAUGAGAGUUUCGAUUCUCGCCUCCAAAUCUUCUUCGACAUGGUGGACAAGAACGAAGAUGGUCGAAUCGGAGAAGAAGAGGUGAAGGAGAUUAUUGAGUUAAGUGCGUCUGCAAAUAAAUUAGCGAGACUGAAAGAGCAGGCGGAGGAGUAUGCAUCUCUGAUCAUGGAGGAGCUUGAUCCAGAAGAGCUUGGCUAUAUCGAGCUAUGGCAACUGGAGACACUUCUGCUCCAGAAAGAUACGUACCUGAACUACAGCCAAGCAUUGAGCUACACGAGCCAGGCAUUGAGCCAGAACCUACAGGGGCUGAGGAGGAGAAGCCCAAUUCAGAGAUGGAGUACCAAGGCAAUCUAUUUCGUGGAAGAGAACUGGAAGAGAAUCUGGUUGUUUGUUUUAUGGAUUGGAGUCAUGGCUGGUCUCUUCACAUGGAAAUGGAUUCAGUACAAGAACAGGGCAGCUUUCCAGGUCAUGGGUUACUGUCUCCUUGUAGCCAAGGGUGGUGCCGAGACCUUAAAAUUGAAUAUGGCCAUCAUUCUGUUUCCCGUUUGCAGAAACACCAUUACCUGGUUCAGGUCCACCAAGCUCGCUCAAAUCUUCCCCUUCGAUGACAACAUCAACAUUCACAAGUCGAUAGCGGCAGCAAUCGUAAUUGGUAUUAUUCUUCAUGCCGGCGACCACCUUGUUUGCGAUUUCCCCCGGCUAAUUCGGUCUUCUCCAGACGCCUACAGAAUGUAUUUGGCUGCAGAUUUCGGUUCAAAAAAGCCCACAUACAACCAAAUAAUGCAAGACCUAGAGCCCCUAACCGGAGUUAUAAUGGUGAUCUUAAUGGCAAUUUCAUUCACACUUGCCACAACUUGGUUCAGGCGGAGUAAGCUUCCCAAACCCUUCAACAAGCUCACUGGCUUCAACGCCUUUUGGUAUUCUCACCACCUCUUUGUCAUCGUAUACGCCUUGCUCAUCGUCCAUGGCCUCUAUCUCUACCUCGAACACGUCUGGUAUCAAAAGACGACGUGGAUGUAUAUAGCCGUUCCAGUUCUUCUAUAUGCUGGUGAAAGGACCCUGAGAUUCUUCAGAUCGGGCUUCUACUCUGUUCCCCUUCGGAAGGUUGCUAUUUAUCCUGGCAAAGUCCUGACCCUGCAAGUGAGCAAGCCUUCCCAAUUCCGCUACAAGAGUGGACAGUACAUGUUCGUCCAAUGUCCCGCUGUUUCUCCAUUCGAGUGGCAUCCAUUUUCAAUCACCUCAGCACCAGGGGACGACUACUUGAGCGUCCACAUUAGGCAACUGGGUGACUGGACAAAUGAGCUAAGGAGGGUCUUCGAACAGGUUUGUGAAGCUCCCGAGUCUGGGAAAAGUGGGCUUCUUAGAGUUGACGAAUCCACCACUAAAAGUCUGCCAAAGCUCUUGAUCGACGGGCCUUAUGGAGCUCCAGCUCAGGACUACCGCAAAUAUGAUGUUCUUCUACUUGUUGGACAAGGAAUUGGUGCAACACCUUUCAUCAGUAUUGUCAAAGAUUUGCUCAACAAUCUGUUUAAAGCAGAGGAGCUGUCGAACGAUGGCAACAAGGGAAGGAAGUCACUGAAAACUACUAAUGCCUAUUUCUACUGGGUAACCAGAGAACAAGGUUCCUUUGACUGGUUCAAGGGAGUAAUGAAUGAAGUGGCUGAGUUAGAUAACAAGGGUGUGAUUGAGUUGCACAAUUACUUGACAAGUGUGUAUGAAGAAGGUGAUGCUCGUUCCACCCUCAUCACAAUGGUUCAAGCUCUUAACCACGCCAAGAAUGGAGUAGACAUAGUUUCUGGCACUAAAGUUCGUACCCAUUUCGGAAGGCCCAAGUGGAGAAAGGUCUACUCAAGACUCAGAUCAAAGCACCCUAAUGCUACCAUUGGGGUCUUCUACUGUGGGGCGGCAAUCUUGGCUAAAGAACUGAACAAGCAAUGCUAUGAAUUCAACCAGAAAGACUCCACAAGGUUCGAAUUCCACAAGGAGCACUUCUGAGGUUUCCGGCUUGUGCUGCCUCUUUACUUAACCUUCACUUCCCACCACUCACUACCUUUUGUA
Molecule: messenger RNA, 2808 nt
Organism: Telopea speciosissima
Lineage: Eukaryota; Viridiplantae; Streptophyta; Magnoliopsida; Proteales; Proteaceae
Product: respiratory burst oxidase homolog protein A
Exons: 14
Coding region: 46-2745 (899 amino acids)
Cellular component (GO): plasma membrane
Molecular function (GO): calcium ion binding; NAD(P)H oxidase H2O2-forming activity; peroxidase activity
Source: RefSeq, a predicted model, not a curated record